AUGAAAUUAUCGUUGAUAUUAUUAUCUAUAUUUUUAUUUUUUUCCAUUCCAUUAACCUUUGCUGAUCAAAUAGACUAUUAUGAAGUCUUGGGAAUAUCUAAAACAGCAUCAGAUAAAGAUAUAAAGUCUGCAUACAGAAAAUUAUCCAAACAAUAUCAUCCAGACAAGAACUCGGGUGAUGAAGAGGCACAUCAUAAAUUUAUUGAAAUAGGUGAAGCAUAUGAAAUCUUAAUUGAUUCAGAGAAAAGACAAUUAUAUGAUCAAUACGGUUCCGACGCCUUGAAAAACGGCGGUGGGCCAAGUAAUGCCAAUCCAUUUGGUCGUGUCAGACGUGGUCAAGAUAGUGCGGUUGAUCUUGACUUGACUUUGAAACAAUACUACAACGGUGACUCUCUUACAGUUCCAUUAGAUCUAAGAGAUAUAUGUGACUUAUGUCAUGGUCAAGGUGGUGAAAGAGAACAUUGUUCUACUUGUCAAGGUAGAGGCGUAAUCACUCAAAUCUUCCAGCAAGGUCCGUUCAGACAACAAAUACAGACUACGUGCCCAUCAUGCCAUGGUCAAGGAUCUCAAUUAAAAAAGAAGUGUAAAAAAUGUCAAGGAGAACAAGUUAUUGUUAAAAAUAAGUCGUUCAAUAUAGAAAUACCAGCUGGUGUGCCACGUGAUUAUAAAUAUGUUGUACGUGGAAAGGCGGAAAGAAUGCCAGGGACUGAACCUGGGGAUCUAUACUUUCUUUUCCAUGAAAAACCGCAAGGAAAUAUGGGAUACAGAAGAAGAGGUGAUAAUUUGUUUAGAACAGAAUAUGUUAGCUUAAGAGAAUCGUUAAAAGGGAAUUGGUCCAGAUCUCUAGCGUUUUUCGAUGAAGAUGAUAAUAUUUUGACAAUAGGUAGAGAAACCGGUGUUACGAUAUUUGAAGGUGAGGUGGAAAUCAUAAAUGGGAAGGGCAUGCCUAAACAAGAUGGUGGGUAUGGUGAUUUAUACAUAGAUUACCAUGUUAUUAUACCAAACAAGCCUUCAUCAUUGUUCAAGGAUAAGGAGUUAUCAUCCAUGUUCCUAGACGAGUUGUAA
This is a messenger RNA of Saccharomycodes ludwigii, 1065 nucleotides long. It is a transcript of the gene SCJ1, whose product is annotated as Scj1p. Gene Ontology annotation, molecular function: Hsp70 protein binding. Gene Ontology annotation, biological process: protein refolding. Gene Ontology annotation, cellular component: cytoplasm. The record is from RefSeq and is a predicted model, not a curated record. The transcript has a single exon. Bases 1 to 1065 code for a protein of 354 amino acids. NCBI's taxonomy places the organism in Eukaryota, Fungi, Ascomycota, Saccharomycetes, Saccharomycodales, Saccharomycodaceae.